AUGGCUGGUAAAACCCCUGGAGCUCAACCCGCUGCUGCUCUUGAGCCGGAAACACCGAGUGCCAAAAGCACUGUUUCCCCCAAGAAGUCUGUCAAAGCACCAAAAGGCAAACAAAAGUCUGCUGCUGUAGUUCCAAAAGUAUCAGCUCCGAUCUUACCUCAACAAGCAACCUCGUCGACACGUCAAAUCCCGCUCGAUUCACGCUGGUCGGUCAUUCCCGCAGCACAGUACAAUUCUGCCAUGUCAGCGCUCAUCAGCUGCAUCCCAAAGACCGCAGUCCUACCCAUGAACGACUCCACGACCAAAUCCCUCACCAUAGCUCCUACGACAGCACCAAGCCACAGCUCCACGCUCCAGAGAAGACGCGCAGUAGCGCUCGACUGCGAAAUGGUACGCAUCGGCCACAACAUUUCCGAACUGGCCCGUCUUUCCGCCAUCGACUACCUAACCGGCGAAAUCCUAAUCGAUACCCUCGUCCGCCCCCUCCACGCCGUCACAGACUGGCGCACACAGUGGAGCGGCGUAACAGCGCAAGCCAUGAACGCCGCCGUCGCGUCCGGCACAGCACUGCAGGGGGCCCCAGAAGCCCGAACCCAACUCUUCACCUUCGUCGACACGGAAACGGUGCUCGUCGGCCACGCGCUGCACCACGACCUCGCCGCGCUGGGCAUCUGCCACCAGAACGUCGUCGACUCUGCGGCGCUGGCGAGCAAAGCCGUCGCCAUGGGCGCGCGGAAACAGUGGGGUCUCCAAGCGCUCUGCGCGGAACUACUCACUCUCUCGGUCCAGGGCCACGGGAGCCAAGGGCACGAUUCGGUCGAGGACGCGCUCGCGGCUCGAGAGGUGGUGCUGUGGAGUCUGCGGAAUCCGGGGCCGUUGAAGGCGUGGGGGAAGAGGAAGAAGAUGGAGAUGUUGGAAGAGGAUAGGCUUAGGAAAGCUAGACGGGAUGCUAAGAGGCUGGCAAGAGCGCCGCGGAUCGAGUAUACGUAUCCGGAUCCGUGGGAUUACUCUGAUGCGUCUGGGGUUUAUGAUGUCAGCUUGCGGGAGCUCAAUGAGAUGUGUGGAUACCCCGUGUGGUACGAUAACUGGUCCGACUGA
Messenger RNA from Ascochyta rabiei, 1098 nucleotides. RefSeq lists its product as uncharacterized. Gene Ontology annotation, cellular component: nucleus. Gene Ontology annotation, biological process: ribosomal large subunit assembly; rRNA processing. The record is from RefSeq and is a predicted model, not a curated record. The transcript has a single exon. Gene Ontology annotation, molecular function: exonuclease activity; nucleic acid binding. NCBI's taxonomy places the organism in Eukaryota, Fungi, Ascomycota, Dothideomycetes, Pleosporales, Didymellaceae. Bases 1 to 1098 code for a protein of 365 amino acids.